This is a messenger RNA of Cetraspora pellucida, 252 nucleotides long. Lineage: Eukaryota; Fungi; Glomeromycota; Glomeromycetes; Diversisporales; Gigasporaceae. The record is from the annotation of a GenBank genome assembly.
AUGAAUAUUGCACAUUCAACUGAAAUGAUUGAAGAUUUGAAAAGAUCAGAUCGUCCAAGAAUUUUAACACAAGAGAAAGAAGAAAGAAUAAUUGAAUUGAUUAAUUCUGGAGAAUGUGAAACAGCAACUGAAGUUCAUUCAACAAUUUUAACACAAGAGAAAGAAGAAAGAAUAAUUGAAUUAAUUAAUUCUGGAGAAUGUGAAACAGCAACUGAAAUUGCAAAAAUGAGACUUCGUAGUUUUGAUUUCUAG